Messenger RNA from Paracoccidioides brasiliensis Pb18, 1536 nucleotides. RefSeq lists its product as uncharacterized. The record is from RefSeq and is a predicted model, not a curated record. Gene Ontology annotation, cellular component: plasma membrane. The transcript is spliced from 4 exons. Gene Ontology annotation, biological process: carbohydrate metabolic process; peptide modification. Bases 1 to 1536 code for a protein of 511 amino acids.
AUGGCUCCUCAAUAUUACAAGAACGAGCUUCAGCUCAUCGAAUUGGGGAACGAGUUACUGCACCAAGUUCGAGCUGAAUUGCGUGAGGCUGUAAAGUGUGCCACGGGUAUUCUCAAGGUUGAAGACCCAGAGCCGCAUCCUGAUGAUAGCAAUGCAUUUGGCACCAUCUACAACGGGUCUCUUGGAAUUGCUCUCACCUUUCUCCGGCUAGAGGAGCAGGUUAGCUAUAUAGCAAAUGAAGGCGAAAUCCCGUCUCUGGCAUCUGAAUUGGUUCAAUUGGCUAGUUCGAGGAUUAACCCUAAUGUAUCAGGGGUUAGUCAGUUGAGGACAAGGAGUCUUUCACCCUUGGCCUCAGGAACUCUUGGUGCUUCUCUCGUCCGUAUCUUAGCGGCGAUUACUCGACCUACACCGCGAGCGAUAGAUUCGAGUGACCUGAAUAUUCUUCAAAACGCUGCUGAGUUAUCUCUCAAACAGGGGACAAUGUUAGGCGGCGAUGAAGCAUUAUACGGACGUGUUGGCCUAUUGUGGGCUCUUUUGUACAUUCGCCAACACUGCCUCGAUGAGGAAAAUAUGGAUGUUUUGAUCCCACUGUUCACGAUGAUCCCAAGAAUUGUGAAUGUAAUUUUAGAGACUGGAAGGCUAGGUGCAGACGAAUAUCAACAGUUAUAUGGACAACAGAGUGUCCUGCCACUUAUGUGGCCAUGGCAUGGUAAAUACUACAUCGGAGCAAUUCAUGGGACAGCUGGUAUUUUGGCCAUUCUUCUUUCCUGCAAACUUGAGGAGCUUGACGAUGGAGCCACCCACCAUCUACCCAUCAUCGCACAAACUAUAAAUAGCCUAUGCAGGCUUACCAUCGAGAAUGGCGGCCACCUUCCCUCAUCACUUCCAAUUCACUCAUCCUCCCGUCAUUCCCCUUAUGUACAAAUUUGCCACGGCUCCCCAGGCCUACUUAUCCUGCUUGCCCAAGCAAGAAGCAUCCCCGACCUAACACGGUCAUUCUGGGAGCCAGAUUGGGAUAAAGCCAUCCGGCUUGGCAGUGAGCAAGUUUGGGAACAAGGACUGCUAUUCAAAGGCGGCGGAUUGUGUCAUGGCAUCGCCGGAAACGCGUGGCCCUUCCUAAUGCUACAUGAUAGCUUUGAGUAUGGACAGGAAAACAUAGCGCAGGCGAAUCUCUCAUUCAGAGACAGGACUGGCAUUAUCCCUUCAGAAGAGGAGGACCUCACGCCAGAUUAUUUUCUGUCGAGAGCCUUGUCGUUGCUGCUCUAUGCGCAGAAGACUCCACCUUUCCACCGUCGAAGAUCUCCUGGCGAGCUCCAGUUUCGCAUGCCAGAUACUCCCUACAGCCUUUUCGAGGGGCUGGCAGGGACCUGCGCUGCGUGGGCUGAAGCCUGUGUGGUCAUUGAGGCCCGGUUGAGGAAAAAUAAAUUGGAUGAAGAGGGCAGUGGGGCCGUUUCUGAAAAGAGGGAUGAGUUACUUUCUAAGCACCUAAAUCAUGAAUUGGGAUUUCCUGGGAUCACAUUGGGAGGAAUCCGUUGA